CAGUUAGACAUUUUCCCUGAAAACACCAGUGCAACUACGUUGCUAGGGGGCUCUCCAUCAAGGACAAUCAACAGAGGGAAGUUGGGGAGGAGGCACAGGGUAGGGAGGCUUUGAAUGCCUCUUGCCUCUUACUGCUGAAUAGUCGGAAGGGAUCAAUGCUGUUGCAGGUCCUCUCUUCCUGGAAACCUCAUCAUUAUUCCACCAGCCUGCCGCUGUAGCUUGGACUAUGAAUAGUCAAUAACAAAUGAACAGGCAGGAAAUGAAGUGCCAGACGAGUGGGCUUGACGCACACAGGGAGGCGUGUGUGCCAUGAACGCUAUGCGUGUGCCUCAGGUGCAUAAGUGCUGCUGUUGCUCCCGCUCCACCUCUCCGUCUCUGUGAACUCCAGCUCUUCAAACAGUCCAAGGAUUAUUUCUACCUUCACUUAUCCCAGUGGACGGCGAUUAUCCCAGUGGAUGGCGAGUGGCUCUGAACUCUGUGGGAAAGUGGCUUUUCCUUUCUGCAGAAGUUGAAUGGGAUUGAUUUAGUCCUUCAGUGGUCUCAGCAGCCCUGUGUGACGCCCUCUGUGAGUGGUGGUGGGCACAGAGUGUCCUCAGGGAGGAUGUUUCUCUGGACAGGAAGUAAAGGAGCUCAGGGAUCAGGAGGUGAGAGAAGGACUAUUUAUCAGAAGGUUCGGGAGUAUGACGUGCUAGACAAGAGGAAGACAGUGACAGCACUGAAGGCUGGGGAGGACAGAGCUAUUCUCCUCGGACUCAGCAUGAUCCUUUUCUCUGUGAUGAUGUACUUUGUGCUGGGCAUCACCAUGGUGCGCUCCUACUCAGACAGUGUGUGGACGGAGGAAUCCAGCUGCACUGUGCUCAACUCUACCAUCAUGGCGGAGAUUAACUGUACCUACAGCUGCGGCUCCGAGUGUAGGAAAAGCUCCAAGUACCCGUGCCUACAGGUGUUUGUCAGUCUCAACACAUCUGGGAAGGUUGUCCGACUCUCCCACAACGAGGAGGCACAGGACACCAACCCAAAGUGCUUCUAUGUGCCCAAAUGUCGGAAGGACUACAACGCGAUGCACACCGUAAUCAUGAACAUCUCGGAGCGUCUGAAAACACAGCAGCAGGUGUUGUGUUACACGGACCCAGGUGAACAGCAGGACAGUGCUCUACUAACACGCAUCUAUGGCCGAGUGGCAGUGUUCCAUUCACUCUUCUGGCCCACCUGCACCCUCAUUGGUGGAACCAUCAUCAUCGCCAUGGUGAAGCUCACCCAGUACCUGUCCAUCAUGUGUGAACAGGUGGGCAGGAUCAAAAGGUGAGCGACAGGGCACAUAGGACAGGGGCCAGACCACAGUAGCAGCACAACAUUGGUCUUCAUUCACUCCCUAGGAACCUUACGGAAACUCUUUAUGUUCCAUUUGCGCUGAGAGCUGAGAGCUGAGUGAUAGAGUGACAGGGGAUCUGGGGGGUUAUAUUCCUCACAUGAUUCCUCUGGUUCUUCUGAGGAAAGCAAUAUGACUGAUGUGUGCUCCCGGCAGCUGUGGCAAGGCAAGUGAAACUCAAUGACUUUGGGGCACACAGAUUUUGUCCUGGAAUCCCUUUUAUGCACCUCUACAAGUGGGACAAUCAUACGAGGUGAUUGCUUUAAAGAAGCCCAACAAUGGACCUGAUCUGCCCUUGAACCCAAGUCAGCUUUGGUGAUCCAUUCACACCGUGACGACAAGGCAGUGACGACAAGGGAGUUUGACCAAGACAACUGUGUCGAAGCCUUCCCCAAAAUACAUCCAAACUUGGCUCCUCAUGGUACUGGUGUUGGGUAGAGUGUUACACAACUCCAGGCGGCUGGGACGAGUCCAGUCCCCUGAGCAAGCUGUUGACUAUCUAUGUUGUACUCCUGGAUCUGUAGAGACUUCAUUCCAAGCUAACAGUUCAAGAUCAACACUUUCUUGAAGUAUGGUGUAGCAGUAAUCACAUAUCACAAUAGGUGUUAGUCACUAGGACGCUUAAGUACAAUGCAACUUCCCAGGGCAAGUGGUCAAUACAAAAUGCCUUAAUUUCAGGUCCCAACACUGUGGUAGAUUGCUCAGAGUUUCAGAAAUGAAUUCUACAGGACUUUCUCUGAGAGGGGUAAACAUACUGUGAGGCCAACUACGUUUUCAGGGCAUGGAGCACAAACCCAUAAUGGACGUGAGUCAUGGUGUGUUUUACCACAAAUAUUUACAGAAUGAUGAUUGAUUGAACACAUUCAGCCCAAACUAGAUAAAAAUGCCAAUAUUUCAUUCUUGGUUCCAUAAUCACUAUUAUUAGGUUGUUAUUAUUUUGCUGUCACAAUCAUCUCAUGUUGUCAUCAGCAGUUUAUCCAUGUCUAUAAUGUGCUACACUAUUGACUGUUUGACUUGCUUUCUUAUCAAUUAAUGCAAACCAAUGUAAAUGCAAUUUUGUCUUGCAUUCAUAAAUUAAAAGGCAAACUCAGCAAUUACAGUA
This is a messenger RNA of Salmo salar (Atlantic salmon), 2471 nucleotides long. RefSeq names its product S100 calcium binding protein P (gene s100p). Gene Ontology annotation, biological process: potassium ion transport; detection of calcium ion. The record is from RefSeq and is a predicted model, not a curated record. NCBI's taxonomy places the organism in Eukaryota, Metazoa, Chordata, Actinopteri, Salmoniformes, Salmonidae. Gene Ontology annotation, cellular component: membrane; voltage-gated potassium channel complex. Gene Ontology annotation, molecular function: potassium channel regulator activity; calcium-activated potassium channel activity.